AUGCCUGCUUCACACCGUCGUGGUCCUUGGGUCCCAGAGGAAGAUCAACUCCUCACCCAACUGGUCCGCGAACAAGGCCCAAACAACUGGGUUCGCAUCUCUCAACACAUGCACUACCGCUCACCCAAGCAAUGUCGGGAGCGUUUCCACCAAAAUCUCAAGCCCUCGCUAAACAGAGAGCCCAUCUCCGCCGACGAAGGCCUGAUGAUCGAGCGCAUGGUCAACGAAAUGGGAAAGCGCUGGGCUGAGAUCGCCCGCCGCCUCGGAAACCGCAGCGACAACGCAGUCAAGAACUGGUGGAAUGGUAGCAUGAACCGCAAAAAGCGCGGCCUGUCCACCCCCACCACUUCCCGCACUUACUCAGGUCGCAUUGAGGCUCCGUACACCCGCGCCUCAGCGAUGAGCCCAACUCGCUCCCGCUUCUCCAGCUCUUCUGCUUCUUCUUCUCGCCCCUCAUGGACGGAGUCCAUUGAGUCCGCCAUUUCUGAACAAUACUCCCACUCCCGCAGAGAAUCACUGGCCUCUUCCGCCCGCCAGCUCUCCCCCAUCUACACCCUCCCCUCCAUCAACCGACCAAUCGAAACUCCGCUCACCUCGCCCGCUUUCUCAGAGGCUUCACACGGUACUUCCUGCGAGCCGCCUUCUAUGGUCUCAGACCACAAUUCCGUCUGCUCUUCUUCACCCCGCACUUUCCCCUCUCCGCAACUUCUGCCCUUGCCUGUCGACCUGCGUUCGCAGUACGAGAUCCGGAGGCCCAGUGUCCACGUUCUUGAGGACUCGCCUAGUUACCCGGCUCGCUCGCUAGAGUCUCUGUCAGAGAUUGCCUCCGCACAGCGCUGGAUGGGCCACCAGCCCACUCUGGCUUCAUGGCACCAACCUACGGACUUGCCUAAGUCUUGGAUCUCCAAAUCUGAACCUGCUCGUGACACUCGCAUGGGAGUGAAUAACUUGCUCAACUGA
Messenger RNA from Penicillium expansum, 960 nucleotides. It is a transcript of the gene flbD, whose product is annotated as putative MYB family conidiophore development protein FlbD. Gene Ontology annotation, cellular component: nucleus. Gene Ontology annotation, molecular function: RNA polymerase II cis-regulatory region sequence-specific DNA binding; DNA-binding transcription factor activity, RNA polymerase II-specific. The transcript has a single exon. Gene Ontology annotation, biological process: positive regulation of transcription by RNA polymerase II; mitotic cell cycle. The record is from RefSeq and is a predicted model, not a curated record. Lineage: Eukaryota; Fungi; Ascomycota; Eurotiomycetes; Eurotiales; Aspergillaceae. Bases 1 to 960 code for a protein of 319 amino acids.